Messenger RNA from Fopius arisanus, 2321 nucleotides. RefSeq lists its product as uncharacterized. The coding region runs from base 651 to 2288 and encodes 545 amino acids. The transcript is spliced from 6 exons. Lineage: Eukaryota; Metazoa; Arthropoda; Insecta; Hymenoptera; Braconidae. The record is from RefSeq and is a predicted model, not a curated record.
CUGAACACUUGUUGAUAUUGGGUUCAAGUGUAGAAUUUGAAAAUUAAUUCUGAAUGAGAACAAUUGCAACGAGCCAAGUUCAGCGAUUUCUUAGUAGUAAAGGGAAUUCAGUAUUUAAAAAAUAAGAAUAAUAAUAUCUAGUAAACCGUACUUUGAAAGUUGGAUGCAAAAGAAAACAUUUGCCGAUGAUAAAAAAUCAACUCUGUUCAUCUUGAAAUUUCCAGCAAAUAGUGAUCCGACAACGGCUUCAUUGUUGAAGGAGAGUCCGGUAAAAGCACAGGUACACGGAAGAUGAUAAGGGACUCAUAAAAAUCGAAAAGGGUAUACGAUAGAAAAGAAAUUUUAUAGCAAUCCGAAAGUUGGCUGUAAAGAACACCACUUUGCCCAUAAAUAGUAAAAAAUAAAAGACUCUUGUCGCCUGAAUUUUUAUAAAGCAAAUUUUUCUUCACACUCUACACGCAGAGGCAACCGUUAUUAUAACAUUUUAAGGCUAGUUUUUAGUUUGAGUUAAUCGGAUUUAGCGACCAUUUUGUUGAAGCAUUCUGUGUACCGAUGUGUUGUGAGUUAACUCAAAAGAAAAAUACAAGUAACUGUCAUUCAUAAUUUCAAAUGCCCAAUUUUCUCUGCAAUUCUUCAGUUAUAAACAUAUUAUGUGUGUAAAAACUGUGGGACUAAUGAGGAUGACAGAUACCCCCGAGAAUUACCGACGAUACAAUUAUCAAGACAAUAUGACGCGAGAGUUUUCAUCCUCUCACGAUGAGUACAAAGUGGCAUAUGAGCGGGAAAGGAAUCGUUACUCUUACGCGGACAAUAAUUUCAAUCCUCGGAGGAUAAAAACUGAACGCUCCAGAGAUCGUUCAGACCCGAGACGAGAGGAACCCGAAGAUCUGUCCCGAAUUGCAGGAUGUGAAAGACAUCACAGGCAUCACACCCCCAGAACCUCGAGUGCUGAUCCCAGACCCUCGAGUUCUAAUCGAGCAUCUCUGAGCGUUGAUCCGCGAUCCGAUGAAAGCGGGAGUAAGAGGUCCCACAAACGUCAUAAACACAAAUCGCAUGAGUCCCCCAGGGGAGCAAGAUGGGACAAAUGCGCUGACAACUUGGGUCGAGAGUCAAAGAGAUCGAGAUUUCAUUGUAAAAAGGAAAUGUCAAAUUCAUACUGGGGUUUUCCCUCCACUCAACGACCAUCGGUCAAGGUAGAACCCAAUGAGAUUCAAAUCGUCGAAUGUUCAAACAAUAAAAUGAGGACUCAAAAGAGGCGCAUGGCGAAGAAAUCAGGACCAAUGAAUGUCGAAUUGGUGAACCUGGAAGAGCCAUCCCCAGAACGUACAACCCCUAAUAUCCAUCCACCAGAGCCACCGACUUCCACAGAAAUGCCACCAUCUGAAUGGAUGCCACAGAUUUCAGUUGUCUCCCAGGAGAAUUUAUCGAUACCGCCUGUGCGAAAAUUUGAUACUGAGUUCAUGGUUCCCGAGGAUAGUGUUCAGCUGCCAGAUUCCUCUCAAUCGACUUUUUACCAGCCUCUCGAAAAUUCAACAGCCUAUAAUUGCACACCCCAGGAACACUACCACGUGCAGUACCAAGAGCAGUAUCAAGAGCAAUACCAAGAACUUGUCACAGAGGAGAGGCUUCCAGAACAGAUUAUUGAGGAGUUUGAGCGCAAACCAUUCGCUCAAUUUCCAUCUGUGCAUAUUCCUGAGGUUAGGCACACUGAGACUCGUCCACCUGAAGCCACCAGCACAAGUCACGAAAUUCAAGCAAUAUGCAAGAGCUGCGGUUUGACAUUCAUUCACACCUGCAAAUAUCAUCCCAGCAACGCCCAGAACGUCCAAUUCCUGGAAGCUGGACAGCUUCAUAAAUGCAAAUGCAGUGCAGUAUUCCUGCACACCCGUAAUUGUCAACAGACAGCGACAAAAUCCUACGUACCUGAUAAGAAAGAGACAAGCCUUAUUAAACAAGUUGAUAGAAUCCAUAAGUACGAGUGCCACGACUGCGUAUUCAAGUUUUCAGUAGAGAGAAUACGACAGACCAGUCACUAUUUCGAGAGUGUCAUACGUAAAGAUGGAAGCCUCCGGGAGAAGGGAAAAAAAAGUGGAAGGGACCUGACACCAAUGCUCAAGCACUCUGACGACAUCGCCAAGAGACGAUACGUCCGUGAGCCGCCUUCCGUACAAAAAGCUUAUGUGGAAUUGAGGAGAAAAUUGAUUUGCGUAUGCAAUCAGAGCUGCUGUGUUAUCUACCACGAAUGCCCACCAAAAAUCUCUGACCAAAUGGAUAGCGACAGUGAGUGAUCAACCAUUAUCAAUUGAUAAAGCAAAAAAAAA